Molecule: messenger RNA, 3767 nt
Organism: Hirundo rustica (Barn swallow)
Lineage: Eukaryota; Metazoa; Chordata; Aves; Passeriformes; Hirundinidae
Gene: FADS6
Product: fatty acid desaturase 6
Exons: 7
Coding region: 89-1303 (404 amino acids)
Biological process (GO): lipid metabolic process
Cellular component (GO): membrane
Molecular function (GO): oxidoreductase activity, acting on paired donors, with oxidation of a pair of donors resulting in the reduction of molecular oxygen to two molecules of water
Source: RefSeq, a predicted model, not a curated record
CACAUCGCGGCGGCCCCGGUGCGCGGAGCGGCGCGGGCUGCCCGGGAACGGCAGCGCCGGGACAGCCAGCGAGCCGGGGCUGCCGGAGAUGCCGCUGGAGGAUGGGGACCCGGUGAGGCCGAGGGGACGGCAGGUCAACGGUGAGGUCAGCGGAAUCCUCCGGCUCGGGGGGAUGGGGGACCCGUCGUUCCGGAGCACGAGAGCACCUGGUGACAGCAGGACAGACGUGAUGGCAGAGGGCUGGGAGCCAGGGCCAGCGCUGGGUGACGGGGACGUGACCCCUGGGGGAGCCCCACAGCGAGCAGGGAAGCCCGAGGAAGCCCUGAUGACCGAGCUUUCGGAGCUGGUGCAGAAGGUGGUGAAGAGCAGCAGCUGGUGGGAACGGCACGGUGUGGACAUCAGCAUCCUUGCCUGCAGCUUCCUGCUGCUCCCGGCAGGGUUCCUGUGCCUGCGGUCAGCUCAGGCCAUCCCUUUCCUGGCGGGUGUCCUCACCCUUGGUGUGGUGCAUCACACCCUGACUGUCAAGGGCAGCCACCUGGCCAGCCACAAUGCCUUGACUGAGUCCAAGUCCUGGGGCAAAGUGUGGGCUAUCUUCUUCAUUGAGCUCUGCUCAGCUUUCACAGUUGAGCAGGCCACCUACAACCAUGUGAAGAUCCACCACGGCUACACCAACAUCAUCGGCCUGGGGGACUCCAGCACGUGGAAACUUCCUUUCCUGAACCGCUACAUUUACAUGUUCAUCGCGCCUCUCGCAGUGCCCAUCCUAACCCCUCUGGUUGCACUUGAUUUAUUGAGGAACGUGGAGUGGAAAGCAGCUUUACGGACCCUCUGCUGCAUGUUUCUGGGGUUUUACUGCCAUUACUGGCUUCUGCUCCACGUCUCGGGCUUCCAGUCACCGUGGUCCGCCCUGCUCUGCAUGCUGCUUACCCGCUCCCUCCUGGCCCAUCCCUACAUCCAUGUCAACAUAUUCCAGCACAUCGGCCUCCCCAUGUUCCCGGCUGACCGCAAACCCAAGCGGAUCCACCUCAUGAGCCUGGGUGUCCUCAACCUGCCCCGCAACGCCCUCCUCGAUUGGUCCUUCGGCCACUCGCUCAUCAGCUGCCACGUGGAGCAUCACCUCUUCCCCAGCCUCUCUGACAACAUGUGCCUGAAGAUCAAACCCAUCGUCUCCCAGUACCUGAAGCAGAAGAAGCUGCCCUACAACGAGGACACCUACAGCUCCAGGCUCAGGCUCUUCCUCCAGAGAUACGAGGAGCUGAUGGUCCAUGCUCCCCCCAUAACGGAGCUGGUGGGCAUCCAGUGAGGACUGCGGGGGCCGCAGCACUUGGGGGACUGUUUCCCGCAGGGACAUUCAGAGGGAUGGUUUUAGCAGGACCAACACCUCCAUGAAGUCAUGGUAUAGGAAACAUCCCUCCCUGAAGUCUUGCUUUUGGCUAGAAAAUGGUGCACAGAGCCACUGCAGGGGGGGAGCCAGGUGGUGCAACAGCAGGGACAGAAAUAUUGGGGUCCCCCCCACAGUUAUUCCCAGCCAGGGCUUAGUUUUAUCCACUCUGCUUUCACGCUUGGGGAAAGGAAACCCCCCCCAUCUGUGGGGGCUGAGGCACCACAUGCAGAACAUCUGGAACUGAGAAGCACUAGGAUCUGUAGGAUGUAGCUGCAGCGGUGUGGUCGGGGUCUCAGGGAACGGGUGGAUGGUGGGAAGGGAGUUGUGUCACUGCUGCUUGUGCUUUGCCUGACUUAGGGCUAAAUCAAUCCCUUCUAGAAACAAAGAUUUGGCAAAUUCAGCCUUAACACUUUUGGGUGGAUUUCCUUUAUCACUGGGUUUUGCUGCUGGAGGAAGUCUUAACUGGUAUCCUGUGAUGCCCAGGGUAGGACUGGGGGAAAGACCCUCACCCCAUGGGGGUGGCUGUGUUGGGGUGCCAGAGGUGACCCCAGACCUGGUCAUUGCUAUGGCAAGAAUUUAUCAAGGGAAUUAUCUGCCAGAGGCAGGUGUCCAGGGCUUGGGAGACUUUCCCUGUUUAGGGAGGGUGAACUGUGCCCACUCUGCUGCUGCCAGGGGAUGGGAUGCUCACGUGGCCAGGUCAAGCCCCCUCUGGGAAGCUGUGUCUGGCUUUACCAGGGUGCUCUGCUGUCCCAGACCCAUGACAAAGUCCACCCCAGUGUCACGGUGGGCAGCUGGCAGCAGAAGGGGCAGAUGGCCAAACUGGGACCAGUGUGGCUUUGCUCUGAGCCUGAGGUUUUGCUCCGUGGUUUGAGUUGUCCUCCCAUCUGGGCUGGACCCCCACAGUGCCACGUUGUGAAUUUAUAAGGCUUCACAGGCCACUGUGUCCGAAGGCACAGGGAUGCUCUGCCUUGGUCCUGGCCUGUGGCAGGAUGACUGUUGCAGCAGGAAAUCCAUGGUGCUUCUCCUCCACUGAGUCCAGGAGCAUCCUCAGAUGCACUGGAGAAGAGUCCCUGUGAUGUGAGGAUGGAGCUGGGAUGGCCAUGGCAUCCCUGUGCAGUUGAUCCAGACUCAGGACAUGGAAGAGUGGCCCUGGAUCCAUCCAGUGUGACCCCUUUGGCAUCAGAAAUGUUGAAUUAUUGAUUUAUCCUGGGCUGGGGCCCAGGGGCUGCUGACACACUGAUCUGGUGGCAUUGCCACCUCUAUCCAGGCCCAUGUGGGUCAUUCAUCCAGGACAUUAUGAAACACCCAAAGGACAAAUUCCCAUCCUUUGAGCAGGGGUUAGGCUGGCUCUGUAGGCAGGGGAGCAGCUGGAGGGGCAUGGCCAGAGCAAAUGCUCUGUGGGGUCGAAGACCCUCCCUGGUACUGCCCCCCACCCCAAUUCAUCUCUCAGUUGAGCGUCAGAGAUAAAUUAAAAUAAAUGUGACAAAUUAUUGGCAUUCCUAGCUCCAGCAAAGGGGUGAGGGAGCAUUAGAGGUGCUUUUGGUUCAGGCAGGGUAAUCAUAACCUCACAUGUUCCCAUCUGUGGGCACAAAAUGCUCUUUUGCCCUCUCCUGCUGCAAAGAGAUCAGCCUCAAAAUGUUCCCAAGCAUUGGUCGGAGCAAUAGUCCUUUUCCCAGCUGGAUUUUACGGCUGUUGUUUAAAGCAAUGCCAUCUGAAAGCAAAUGUUUGCAGGUCGCUCAGCCUCUGGGAGACGGCCUAUGAUUUGGGAAACAGGUGGAUUAUUCUCUGCCAGAACUGGUGGGUACAGAAGUUAAUGGGGGAAAGGGAGAAUUCUGGGACAAAAGGAGGAUUCUGACACCUAUGCUUGGAACCUUCCAAAUUUAAACCAACUGCUUUUAUGGAUGACCUCUAUGGUGAUAUUUGGAGCCUCCAGCCUUGCAUCAAUCAAAUCGGUGAUUGCUGUGCUGACCUGAGGAUGAGGAUUUGGAGCCAUCAGAAUUCCUGGUACUCGCCACAACCCUUGGAAGAAGCGGGUGCAGAAGGAGGCACAGAGCCAGCUGCCAUUCUCAGCGUGCCUUUGCAGAAAGCCAUCAGCUCAUUUCCAAGACCAGGAGAGAAAGUGUGUUGGUUUUAUGAUCCAUAUUAUAACCGGCUCCUGGCUGUAAACCGCUCAUGGUCUUAAUUGCAUUUUAAAAGCCCCGUCAAGCACUCGCCUGCGUGCUCUGGCAUCAGGCCAACUUUUAAAUGUCUGCUAGGCCCUAUGAGAUGAUUUUUCUGGCCAGUGUGUUGUGCAGGGGCUGAACCAAGAUGAAGAUGUGAUGCUCCUGCAUUGGGAGGUGUGAGCACCAGCAUUUGAAAUGUGCUGAGUGAUGGAGAUGAAGGA